Messenger RNA from Coprinopsis cinerea okayama7#130, 1464 nucleotides. RefSeq lists its product as hypothetical. The record is from RefSeq and is a predicted model, not a curated record. The transcript is spliced from 6 exons. NCBI's taxonomy places the organism in Eukaryota, Fungi, Basidiomycota, Agaricomycetes, Agaricales, Psathyrellaceae. Bases 1 to 1464 code for a protein of 487 amino acids.
AUGUCUGAACAGGUCAGAAAUUAUUGCGGGCCCAACUCGAGCAUGUUCCAAGGGCACAGAGACCCAUAUGCCAACGGCGACAACUUCAGCGCAGGACGCGACCACAAUAACGGGGAUCUGCCCCGACACUCUGACAGCACUCCGAGUGUAUCAGCCAACUACUACUCAAAUAACGCCAAGCACUCGCAGAACACUUACUAUGGCAGUACGCAUAUCGACACGACCACCAACAGUACGCCGCGGAUCCAAGGAAAUCCGUCGCUGUGGUCUGGGUCGACGAAUAGCAACGGGCAGAGCAACUUUCCGUUACAGCCAGGGCAAUGGCUGGGUUUGGGAGGCGGAACAUCGCUCUCGUUCGACCCAGCGACAAAUCAACCGCUGUUGCUCGUGAACGAUCCGCACCCACAGGCAGGUGGGUUCGUAGGAUUGAACGGGUUCCCAAUCCAUUCGAACACCGAGGGAGGCACGUUAGUCACCCCUCAACAAAGUUCCCCAGAACUGCAGACAUGGCUCCAUGAUACCCUCCGUGCCUCCAGAGUUGCUAUCCACUCGACACCAGCACCCGUUUUUACUCCACCUCCUGAAGAAGGUGCCCCUCCUCCUCCAUUGCCCGCUCGACAGUACACGGUCCUACUGAAAAAUGGCAAGUUUCUCGGAUUUUACUCGUCUGAUAGUGAGCCGCAAAAGCCCACGCCUGGAGCUCCGAGAUCAACUAGAGUAAAGCGACCACCUGAGCUUCGAAAGGCCAAAGCUGCUCCCAAACCCUCGCCGGAACUCAAGGAAGGUGUUUAUCGACCGCGCUCGAAGAGGUUGCACCAAGGUUUGGGGGCUGUGGAUCUAUCGGAUCCCAAUGAGCAGUCGGCCAAGCGAAGGAACCUGGGUCCCCGUCAGGAGACGUCUCUCCGUCCUAGCUCUGAAAUCGCUCAGCCUUCGGCUUCGGACAGUCGCCCCAAGUGCGAGCUGAAAAGCAACAACCCUUACCAUCCACUGCGACGUUUAGAACGAGAACCGAUGCCGACUGGAGAAUGGAAUAAAUGGGCUGGUGUGGUCGCAUCAUUACCUCCCGAAGCAUCUGAGGAACCGCAGGCCUCUUCCUCUUCGACCAGGCCUCCUGCAAUUGAAACCUCCCAGCGGACCAUUGGCUCUACCACCUACAACUAUGCCACUAUCAACCAUCGUCGAGACAAGCCACAACGCGUGAAGGUGAAUCUGAACGAUCUCCUGCGACCAUCACGACCACCUGCUAGGAGUGCAGACUCCACAGAAGGUUCGGUCGCAUCGACCAGCGAUCAAGAAAUGGAGGAAGUUGAAGAGAUCGUUUUGAACAAUACAAAACUCCCCGGCAGCGACGCUACAACGCCAUUGUCUUCGACGACGGGCAGAUCGGAUAGGUCCAACUCGAUCGGUACUCCUCCUGACGAUAAGAAGAAACCCCGAUGGCAUCGGCUUUGGUGGCGUGGCUGA